CCUCUGCUCUCAGAGAACGACUCGGAGGAUGAUGGACCGAAUGAGGCGCGAGUCCAUCGAGUCCCCGAGUCAUUUGAUGACGCUCCUCUAUCCUCCAUCUUUCCCUCCUUUUUCUCUCCUUCGCCUCUCUCUCCGCUCUGCGUCACGGCUGCGUCAUGUGACUCCCUCCCAUCUGCUCGCUGUGGCAGCUUCAUCACCCACUUAUUCUAUCAUUCAAACCAAAUAAAAUCGCUGUCGUUGUUUGCUGCGUAUUCCCGACGAGGAUCCAAAAAUGAGAUUAUGAAUUGACAGCUCGUUCUAAUCCAAAGGAGGCCGGUCCUAGAUGUCUCUAUCAGGACUAAUAACUCCUUCCUGUCCCACAUUUUGAUUGUCCUUUUCAAGGACUCACUUAUCAACAGGUUUCCAAACACUUGAAGGACGCGGGGACAAUGCCCCGAGUACACUUCCAGUGUGUCUCUUAUCUGUGGCCUUGUCUGUCCUCCUCCCUGGCCUACUUCCUGCAUUGCUUCCUCCUCCUGUCGACCGUUCCUUGUUGUGUCGAGUGCUCGAUUAGUACGAGCCAUGUUUGCGCAGCUCGUGUCCUUAAAAAUCUUCAAACAACUUGUCCUUUUCAAAAGCAGGACAAAGUUAAUGAGCCCGGUUCUUCUACUUUAAAAAUAAGAGUGAGUUAAAGCUGCUACAGGGGACUUUCUUUUUCGGCAGUGCUGGUGUUUGUGAGCACCUUCAGAAAACCUCAUUUUACUGCAGCAGUACACCUCGCCUCUUAUAGUACAUGAGACAUGAAGUCUAGCACUGUCAACUCACAGCAAGAGGGGCCAGGGUUCGAUUCCCGGUCUGGACGGCCCCUUCUGUGUGGAGUUUGCAUGUUCUCCCCCGUAACCAGCGUGGGUUCUCUUUAGGUUCUCCAGGUUCCUCCCACAGUCCAAAGACAUGCAGCUUUGGUUAAUUGAAGACUCUAAAUUGCCCCGUAGGCGUGGAUGGUUGUCUCUCUCUAUGUGUCAGACCUGUGAUAGUCUGGCGACCCCUCACUUCGCCCAAUGUCAGCUUGGAUGGGCUCCAAUCAUCAUUUCGGACGCGCUGAACGGUCACUUACCCGGGAGCCUCUUUGCCGGUUGGAGACAUGUCCCAACCUCAUGCGAUGACUCGUGAGAAUCAUAAAAGUCUGAACUAAAUAUAAAGAUAUGUUACGGCGAGCCAAAGUGAAAUCUUUUACUUACAUUGAAGGGUUAUUGACGUGACAGAGCCGCCCACUGUCUGGCAUGAACGUUGCCGUCACUACUUGCAUUGCAUUGUGGGAUAUCAUCUUGUGACGAAUACGUGUGUGUGUGUUCUGUGUUUUCAGGGGUUUUCCUGAUCCCCUACCUGCUGAUCGUAUUCAUCGGAGGCAUCCCGGUCUUCUUCCUGGAGAUCGCACUGGGACAGUUUAUGAAGCAGGGAGGGGUCUCAGCCUGGAACAUCGCACCCCUCUUCAAAGGUCUGGGCUUGGCCUCCAUGGUGAUCGUGUUCUUCUGUAACACCUACUACAUCAUGAUCCUGGUGUGGGGCCUCUACUUUCUCUUCCACUCCUUCACCAACCAGCUGCCCUGGGCCACCUGUGGCCACCCCUGGAACACCCCCAACUGCACGCAGGACUUCCGGCGCGCCUGCUACAACCGCAGCUUCGCCUCCUCCUCCUCCUCCUCCCCCGCCAACCUCCUCUCCUCCACGCCCCCGUUGAACCUGUCUUCAAUCCAGCUGCUCCUCAACGGAAGCUGCCCGGAGGCCGAGGGCAUGCGCUCCCCGGUCAUCGAGUUCUGGGAACGUAAAGUGCUCCGUCUGUCCGGCGGGCUGCAUGAGCCCGGAGACAUCAGCUAUGAGAUGGUGCUGUGUCUCAUAAUCACCUGGAUCAUUGUGUACUUCUGCAUGUGGAAAGGAGUCAAAUCCACUGGCAAGGUGGUUUACUUCACCGCUCUGUUCCCCUACCUGGUUCUGGUGGUUCUCUUGGCCCACGGCGUCACUCUCCCCGGAGCUUUGGAUGGGAUUGUUUACUAUCUGAAACCAGACUGGUCCAAACUCGGAGAGGCACAGGUGUGGAUCGAUGCGGGCACUCAGAUUUUCUUCUCCUAUGCCAUCGGACUGGGUGCCCUGACCGCGCUGGGCAGCUACAACCGCUUCCAUAACAACUGUUACCAAGAUGCGUUCUUGCUGGCCAUGAUCAACAGCGGAACCAGUUUCUUCGCAGGCUUCGUGGUGUUUUCUGUGCUGGGCUUCAUGGCUGCAGAGCAAGGCGUGGACAUCAGUAAGGUGGCGGAGAGCGGUCCGGGUCUGGCCUUCAUAGCGUACCCCAAGGCUGUGACGCUGAUGCCUCUGGCGCCGCUCUGGGCUGCACUUUUCUUCUUCAUGCUGCUCAUCCUGGGCCUCGACAGCCAGUUCGUGGGCGUAGAGGGUUUGAUCACAGGAAUAAUGGACAUGCUGCCGCCUAAAUCUGCCCUGGGCUCCCUGCGGCGAGAGGUGGUGGCCGCCAUCUGCUGCUUCAUCUGCUUCCUGAUCGACAUGUCCAUGGUCACCGAGGGAGGGAUGUAUGUCUUCCAGCUGUUUGACUACUACUCGGCCAGCGGCAUCACUCUGCUGUGGCAGGCCUUCUGGGAGUGUGUGGUGAUUGCAUGGGUCUAUGGCGCAGACCGCUUCAUGGAUGACGUGGCUCGUAUGAUCGGCUAUCAGCCGCUGCCCUACAUGAAGUGGUGCUGGUCCUACAUCACGCCUUUCGUCUGUGUGGCAGUGUUUACGUUCCACGUGGUGAACUACAAGCCGCUAACCUACAACAGCUCGUACACGUACCCCCUGUGGGGCGAAGUGCUCGGCUGGGUUUUGGCCCUGUCCUCCAUGCUCUGCAUCCCCGUCACCGUCCUCUACAAGCUGCUGCGCUGCAAAGGAACUUUGCGGGAGCGGUGGCAGCACCUGACCACCCCGGUGUGGGGCCGACACCACCUGGAGUACCUGGCACCGGAGAACGAGGCCAAGCUGCUGCCGGCGGCGGGAACCAAGAGCACGCUUCUGUUUGAAAGUGUCAUCUGAUGAGAGCUGAACCCCCCCCCUCCCCACACCACCAAGGUCGCCCCCUGACAUCAGCACACACACACACACUACAUAAAGUACACACACACCAACCGUUUUUUUUUAAAGCCCUCGGACGAACGGACCAAAGAUUAGAUGGGAGAAGAACUGACAGACGCCCACGCAGUCGCAUCACACGAUCACCCUCCGCUCUGCUUUUUUCCGACUCUACCUCGCUGACUCUGCCCUCUCUCUUACCCCCCCCCCCCCCCCUCCAGCCUUUGUGCUGUCCUGUCUCGUCCUGUGUGAGUGUCCAGCGUAGUCGCGAUAUCUCCCCUCUUUCUGUGCCUGUCUGCCAGCCUUUCAGUGGCUCAUCCGUCCCGACAUAAAAUGCUGAAUGAGAGAAAAAAGAUUUUCUGAUUAAAAGUCUCUAAAUCUGCUGCUGAGAUGCCAUGGUGUGAAUGUGCGUGUGUGUGUGUGUGUGUGAAUGUGUGUGUGUGUGUGUGUGUGUGUGAGAAUGCUCGUAUGUGUGUGUUGGACUGUGGAAGUGUCGUCUUCAUUUACAUGUGUCAUCUGUAUUCUCUCAAUUAACUGUACAAAAAAACAAAACAUCUUCCAUUUGUUAAAAACAAUGAAAAAGAGCCAAAAGCAUCACCACUUCCAUCUGUGUGUUAUGAAGUAACUUAAGUAUCCAGUGUGUUGUAGGGUCUGUGAAUCAGUGUUAUCAAUAUAUCGGAGGGGGGUGACGAUGAUCAGUAUUUCCACCUUAAGAGAAGGAGAGAAACGUGAGAAUGAAUUGCGCGGAAGAGCAGGAGACCAGGAAUGUGGGGGAGGGGAAAGGAGACUUGAUGCAAUAAAUGACAAGAUAAAGAUGGA
This is a messenger RNA of Anarrhichthys ocellatus (wolf-eel), 3909 nucleotides long. RefSeq names its product sodium- and chloride-dependent creatine transporter 1. NCBI's taxonomy places the organism in Eukaryota, Metazoa, Chordata, Actinopteri, Perciformes, Anarhichadidae. The record is from RefSeq and is a predicted model, not a curated record. Gene Ontology annotation, molecular function: gamma-aminobutyric acid:sodium:chloride symporter activity. The transcript is spliced from 12 exons. The coding region runs from base 1426 to 3054 and encodes 542 amino acids. Gene Ontology annotation, cellular component: plasma membrane. Gene Ontology annotation, biological process: sodium ion transmembrane transport; amino acid transport; nitrogen compound transport.